Molecule: messenger RNA, 2501 nt
Organism: Acinonyx jubatus (cheetah)
Lineage: Eukaryota; Metazoa; Chordata; Mammalia; Carnivora; Felidae
Product: putative vomeronasal receptor-like protein 4
Biological process (GO): G protein-coupled receptor signaling pathway
Cellular component (GO): membrane
Molecular function (GO): pheromone receptor activity
Source: RefSeq, a predicted model, not a curated record
UUCCGCUCAGCACACGCUGGGAUCGAACGUAUCGGGGACACAUAAACUCUGGAGCACGUAGUUUGUCUUCGCCGGUGUGGAGCCAGACAACCAAAUCCGGACUGCCACUUCAGAUUCUGUAUUCUGAUUCUCAGGAUCGCAUCCGAAGCCACAUAGAAUGACCCGCUGAGAGCGCUCACGGGGAAAGGAAGAGAGUUCUUUGGACAGAAAUCUGCUCUGUCACAUACACCGUGACUGUCCUCUGUGCACCGGAGGAGCCCUUUGAUGUGCAUUUUUCUUCGCAGAUCCACUGGGCCCACAGCUUUGUUCGAAAGCCUCUUGCUGGAUUCAAAUUUCUCUGCCCUUGAAGCAAAAACAUGGUUUUGAACAAUAUCCGGGCAACAAUUUUUCUCUUUCUCACCGGACCCGGCAUCGUGGGGAACAUCUCUGUGUUUGUGAAGUAUACGUGCGCCUUCUUUUCGGGCACUGCGACGAAAUCUGUACACCUUCUUAGCAUCCACUUGGUUUUUACAAAUACCGUGAUACUUUUGUCCAAGGUAACGCUGAAAACAAUAGCGAUGUUUGGUGUGAGAAACGUCCUGGGUGACAUGGGCUGUAAAGCGUUUGUGUUUCUGGAGAGGGUGGCCCGGGGCCUUUCGAUCUCCACCAGCAGCUUCCUGGCCGUGGUCCAGGCCACCACCAUCAGCCCCAGAGCCCCCGUGCCCGCCGGCUUCAAGCCAGCAUCCGCAAGGCACAUCCUUCCCUUCUGCCUCUUCUUCUGGGUCCUCAACUCCUUGGUCAGCAUGAACUUACUCUACUACGUCAGAAACACGAGCAGCCUAAACAGGUCACAAGCUAGCCACGGAAAUAGCUGCUCUUACGUCCUCCCAAGAAGCCAGAUCAUGAAGUGGACGUUUCCCAUCCUCAUGGCCCUGCGGGAUUUCUUGUUUCUGAGUCUCAUGGGCUGGGCCAGCGCCUAUAUGGUCCUUCUUCUCCACAAGCACCACAGGCACGUCCUCUACCUUCAGAAAUCCAAGAUCCUCCACCAGACCCCCCCCAAGAGAAGAGCCACUCACAGUGUUCUCCUUCUGAUGCUUUGUUUUCUUUUAUUUUAUUGGACAGAUUGUAUUCUUUCUCUGGGCUUAAAUUUCUCCUUAGAGAAUGCUUCUUUCGUGUUAAAUAUUCAAGAAUUUCGAACUCUUGGUUAUGCAAUUCUCAGCCCGUUUGUGCUGAUUCACAGAGACGGACGUCAGGGUGGACGUUGGCACUCUACAUAAAGCUGGAACAACUCUGUUUUUUCACUGAUGCCUUCAGUAGGGUCAUUUGAAAUAACCAUUAGUCUUCCUGUGCCGUGUUUAAAAAUAAAAUGGUACAUCACUUCUGGGCCUUUUGGCUAAGAUCAAGCGUAAAAAUACAACGGACGUGGGGAACUUGAACAUAUAACAAAUAUAUUAAAGACAUAAUGGAAGUUAUUCUCAUACAAGAAACUGGAACCUUCGGUCCUGAGCUGACACAGGAGCCCGUACAACAGGGACUGAAUCAUUUUCUCAUUUUCCAUCUUGUCACCCUCAAGAAGUCACUUAAAGUCUUAUGUUGGUAGGGCACCUGCGUGGCUCAGUAAGUUAAGCAUCUGACUAUUCGGCUCGGGUCAUGAUCUAGCGGGUCAUGGGUUCGAGCCCCACGUCGGGCUCUGUGCUGUCAGCACGGAGCCUGUUUGGGGUUCUCUCUCUCUCUCUCUCUCUCUCUCUCUCUCCCUCCCCUGCUCUCUUUCUGUCUCAAAAUGAAUAAACAUUACCAAAAAAUUCUCAUGUUUGUUAGAUGGCUCUUUCACCACGAACACUCCAGGAGUAAGAAACGAGCAAAGAAAGCAAUUUGGCAAAUUUAAUCAUAAUUACCAGGUAAUGUACCCUUUGUCCCAAUAAUUUCUCUUUAGAAUCAGAUCCUAUAAAUAUAAUUGUCUGCAUGAGGAUUACACUAAGAAAAAUAGACAUCCCAGAGCUGUUUUUAAAAAACAACUUAAAUAUGCAACCAAAGAUUCUAUAUUUCUAGUUAGUUGAAAGCAUUCAUACAUCCAUAAAUAUCCAUCCUUCCAAAGGGAUGGAAUUUUAUGAAAUUCAUGAAAAAGUGAGCAAGUGCUAAAUGUGCUGAUAGAGUUUGACAUCCAUGAUAGAUUUUAAUCAAUAAAAGAAAAGCAAUUUCAGGGCAAUAGCAUUCACAUGGGAGUAAAAUAUAUUUGAUUUGAUGUUACACACACGAAGUAUCUCUGGAAGAAUAAAAAGUAAACUAUAAGAGUGGUUACCUGUUUUGAGAGAAAGCAGGUAAGUGGAGGCAUAGUAUGAAGAGUUUCAUUUUAUAUGUUUCUGUGCUCUCUGAUUUGCUACUCAUAGGAAUGUAUCUUUUUACAGGAAUAAAGAAACUAAGUUUGAAAACAAUUUGCGGUUUUAUUCCUAGACAUCAUUUGUUAGCGUCCUGAUGCCCUCACGACGCAAUCCGUCUCUUUAUUACCAAAGGGCACAAAGUAA